UUAUCAGUGCUUUGUCAUUCUACAAACACUUCAGGGAUAGCCACACAUGCACAAACAGAGAAAUGGAGUAAACCAGACAAGAUGGUGAAAAUACAGGGCACGCAUCCAUACGAAGGACGUCUGUUCAAAACGGGUGUGCAGUCUGAGCUGAUCAUUCCUACAGAGCUGACUGUGAGUUUCAGAGCAGAUAAAGGCCCCGAGUCUGUGAUGAGAGCUCCGCUUGUCAUUUACACGGACACUGCUGACCAGCAAACUGCAGACACACUGAAGAAUGAGGGGGUGGAUAAAGCUGCGCACCCCAUCAAGCGCGUCCGCACAAGGCCUCUCAGCUCAUCUAAUAUCAUGCAGGACUCAGAGAACUGGAAGCCGUACGCCGGUAUGUGCGGGACUAAACGUUGCAGGACAAGACCUCUCAUGGACCGAACUCAGCGCAAAGAAGUACACAACAGAAAGGAGCGCGAUCGCAGGAGAAGGAUCCGUCUGUGCUGUGACGAGUUAAACCUGCUGGUGCCGUUCUGUUACGCUGACACCGAUAAAGCCACCACACUGCAGUGGACCACGGCCUUCCUCAAAUACAUCCAGGAAAUACAUGGAGACCGACUCAAGCAGGAUUUCCAGAGCACUUUCUGUGGCAAGACUGGACUGCGGUUGAAGCCUAGCUGUGUUUCAGUGGCACAUCUCCUCGAACCCUAUAGAAACACGACAGAGCCUGUGGACUCAUCCUCGCACAGCUGACUUCCUGUUCUCUGCUGCAGCGUUGUGAAUGUGUGCCUGUAGUUUGACAUGAAUGUUUUCUGCGUGGGUUUAUUGCAUGAUGCUAGUUCCUCUCUUCCACUAGCCCGUGUCCAGAAGACCCUGAGCGUUUGUUGUCUUAGACCAGCUCGAGUGUAGACCGAGGCUCAACCCACUGUUCAUUUUAUUUCAAACCGUCACGUCUGCAGAGCAAACCCUACUGUAAUAUAGUU
Molecule: messenger RNA, 965 nt
Organism: Sinocyclocheilus grahami
Lineage: Eukaryota; Metazoa; Chordata; Actinopteri; Cypriniformes; Cyprinidae
Product: transcription factor-like 5 protein
Exons: 5
Coding region: 82-735 (217 amino acids)
Biological process (GO): spermatogenesis; regulation of DNA-templated transcription
Cellular component (GO): nucleus
Molecular function (GO): protein dimerization activity; DNA-binding transcription factor activity, RNA polymerase II-specific; RNA polymerase II cis-regulatory region sequence-specific DNA binding
Source: RefSeq, a predicted model, not a curated record